AAACAGCUGUAACCUUUUUUCAUUUUAAGCUACGCACUCUUACCCUGGCAUACGUCUCGACAAGGGGAUCGGAACAGCCUUCGAGUACUUUGCGAAGAUUCCGCGACCCGGAGGGAUCAAAAAAGGCUGGCUUCGACAAUUUAUCGUUGUGUGCGACUUUAAAUUAUUCUUAUUCGACGCAACACACGACGUCGCUCACAUUACGCAUCAAGUCUUGGAUAUGCGCGAUGAAGACUUUUCUGUUAGCGCUGUAUUACCCUCAGAUGUUAUACAUGCAAACAAAAAGGACAUCCCCUGCAUAUUUCGGGUGACAACGCGAGGACUGAACCCUGCAUUUCCUCACUCUGUGUUGAUUCUCGCCGACAACGAGAAUGAGCGCCAGAGGUGGGUCUCGUCGUUACUUGAAUUACAGAAACACUUGAAGAAGAGCAAGUUAUACACUAAAAUGCCUUUCCAAACACAAGAGAUCUACGAUAAUUCGAUGUCCUUGGUGAAAAACACAAACUCUGCAGUCGUUUUAGAUGCCACGAAAUUACUUAUUGGAGCCGAAGACGGACUAUAUAUAGCUGAAUUAACGAAGGAUGUUUUUACAAGAAUUGGAGACAAAAGUGAUAAAAAGGCCGUCUAUCAGAUGGAAUUAAUUGCUGAAGAACAAUUAGUUGCCUUCAUUAGUGGUAAACAACGCCAUGUGAAACUGCUCCAGAUGUCGGCCCAGGGCUGGUUGGAAAACGACCCCAUUAAAAUAACCGAAACGAAAGGAUGCCACUUAUUUUGUACUGGAUUAAUUCGGCAAGGGUCCACAUCUUGCUUAUGUGUAGCAAUCAAACGCACCAUCCAGGUCUACGAAAUCACAAAAACGAAACAACGGCAACACAAACUAAAAGAUGUACAAGUCCCAGGGUGUGUUCAGUUUCUGGAAAUGAUGAACGAACGCCUUUGCGUUGGUUACCCAUCAUGCUUUGCGAUUUAUAGUGUACAAGGAGAUGGAGCCCCUAUGACUCUUGUCAACGCUGACGAUGUUACCCUGAAGUUUCUACACCAAACCCCUGUCGACGCAUUAGCUGCGGUCGAGAUGUCGCACAAGGAAUACCUGUUGGUCUUCAACGUUUUGGGCGUGUAUGUCGAUAAUAACGGGAAGCGGAGCAGGAACCAAGAGAUUAUGUGGCCUUCACCACCUCACGCGAUUACCAUCAACCAUCCAUAUUUGUUAUGCUAUGCUGAGAAUUCGAUAUUUGUGUACGAUGUCCGGAAUACAUCUUGGACUCAAACCAUUUGUCUACGGAAAACGAAACCCCUCUGCAAAGAUGGGUCUAUAAACUUAUUCAGCAAUUUGGACUCGCAGCAUAUUGUGUACUUGAGAAACACAGACCUGAGUGAAGAACAAGCGAUCCUUCCCGAUCUGUCAGCGUUUCGGCAGGCCUCCCGUACAAAACGUCGAUACUCUUUCAAAACCCGAGAUGACGAUAGGGUCUCCAAGGGGAGCGAGAGACGGUCAAGGGACAUUUCUGCUCCCUUCUCAUUCAGUCACGUAGCCCAUAUGCGUCCUGAUCAAGUGUUGCCAGCCCCAGCUGUAGCGAACCUGUAAGAAUCCUUUCUUGAAAAAGCUGGC
This is a messenger RNA of Octopus bimaculoides (California two-spot octopus), 1609 nucleotides long. RefSeq names its product serine/threonine-protein kinase MRCK alpha. Gene Ontology annotation, cellular component: cytoplasm; cytoskeleton. NCBI's taxonomy places the organism in Eukaryota, Metazoa, Mollusca, Cephalopoda, Octopoda, Octopodidae. The record is from RefSeq and is a predicted model, not a curated record. Gene Ontology annotation, molecular function: protein serine/threonine kinase activity. Gene Ontology annotation, biological process: actomyosin structure organization; peptidyl-threonine phosphorylation.